GUUUAUCCCUAGACAGUAUAAAAUGGUGUGACAAUAUGUUAAACCAGCCAUCCCCAGCCUAAAACAGAACAGGAAGCAGCAGUAGGUGGUGCAAGAGCCAUGGCGAGAGUGGGGCGCAUGAAGCUGGGCUCCCAGGGUCUGGAGGUCUCCGCCCAGGGCCUGGGUUGCAUGGGGAUGUCCGCCUUCUACGGACCCCCGAAGCCGGAACCCGACAUGAUCGCCCUCAUCCACCACGCCAUCUGCAGCGGCGUCACCUUCCUCGACACCUCCGACGUCUACGGCCCCUUCACCAACGAGGUUCUCCUCGGCAAGGCUCUGCAAGGCGGCAUGAGGGAGAAGGUGGAGCUGGCGACCAAGUUUGGUAUCAGUUUUUCUGAUGGGAAGAUGGAGAUACGUGGGGAUCCGGCGUAUGUGAGGGCCGCCUGUGAGGCGAGCUUGAAGAGGCUUGGCGUCGACUGCAUCGAUCUCUACUAUCAGCACCGAAUUGACACUCGGGUCCCCAUCGAGGUUACGAUGGGAGAACUCAAGAAACUAGUUGAAGAAGGAAAGAUAAAAUACAUUGGGUUGUCUGAAGCAUCUGCUUCAACAAUCAGGAGGGCACAUGCAGUUCAUCCAAUAACUGCUGUCCAGCUGGAGUGGUCUUUAUGGACGAGAGAUGCUGAAGAAGAUAUAAUUCCCACUUGCAGAGAACUUGGUAUUGGAAUUGUUGCAUAUAGUCCAUUAGGCAGGGGUUUCUUUUCUGCUGGACCGAAAAUGGCCGAAACUUUGUCAGACCAGGACUUCCGUAAGAGUGUGCCCAGAUUUCAACCUGGGAAUCUCGAGGAAAAUGCACUUAUAUUUGAGCGUGUAAAUGAAAUGGCUAAGAGGAAGGGAUGCACCCCUUCACAGCUUGCAUUGGCUUGGGUUCAUCACCAGGGAAGUGAUGUCUGUCCUAUACCAGGCACCACCAAGAUUGAGAACUUCAACCAGAAUAUUGGAGCACUGUCAGUGAAACUUACGCCUGAAGAAAUGGCUGAACUUGAGUCGUAUGCUUCAACAGAUGCUGUCAAGGGUGAUAGAUAUGCUUCUUCAAUGAGCACAUGGAGGGACUCUGAUACUCCUCCUUCAUGGAAAGCUGAAUGAUGGUUCUUUUGCAGCCUGCCUUCCUGUGCCUUGUUGCAGGUUGAUAGUAAUUAUCUAUGAAUUUUGAGAGUAUGGAAGGACUGUUGUGUCUAUGUUUGAGUUCACCAAUGUGCAUGAUUUGCAGUGAACGCUGGCUACUCUAAGCUUCUGUUUGUGGCUUGCCUAAAAUAAAAGCUGAGUUAAUCUCUUUUGGUAACAAUAAGACUCCUAGUGUGUUCAAUAAAAAUGUGUUAGUUGUUGCCACCAA
Molecule: messenger RNA, 1369 nt
Organism: Phoenix dactylifera (date palm)
Lineage: Eukaryota; Viridiplantae; Streptophyta; Magnoliopsida; Arecales; Arecaceae
Source: RefSeq, a predicted model, not a curated record